AAUUGUUGUGAUAAACUUAUUAAAUAGAUAGUAUGGCUGAAAGAACUUCAGCUCAAAGAAAUCGGGACAAGCCCUAUUCACGUCCUGCAGGCAAUGUUAAGCGAAGCAAUUCCAUGAUGGGUUGGGUUGGAGGUUUUGUUCGUGAUAUGUUCAGUGCUCCAGCAUGGUUGCUUCGUAAUGAAACUGAUGAUCUACGUCAAAUGACCGGCGAGUCUGACCGCUCCUCACUUGGGGGAACUAUACAAAAUCCGAUAAUGGUUGAUGAUGAUGAAGAUAUCGAGCCAGUGAUUGCUUCACGGAUUCCUGAUUCGAACCCCUGCAAACGUCGUAAGACAAGCAGUCACCUUCCCACCAGCAGAGGUGUACCCAUAAUGCCAUCAACUGUAGGUUCAUCUCUCACGGACAGAAAAGAUGUCUGUUCUGCUACGCGAACAGAAGAUUCGAUGUCCAGACCUGCUGUGGGAACGAAACGUCGAGUAUCCUUUCACGCGCAAACUAGAGUGCGUGAACUCAGAAAUGAAAGUCACAUCGAUGAUGUUAGUAGCACCCAAACAUCGCCCCAGAAAAGUAUGAAUAAUUUUUCGUUUCACCAAUCUUUCAGGGAAAAAUUGAAUAGAACUUGUGAGAUUAAUGGGAACAGCAAUAACGUUACGUCCCCUUUUCCUGGAAUUAAACGAUCUGGCGCUUUGAACUCUGGUAAACUUUUUUCGACUUCAUCAAAUGCUCAUAUGAGUUUUUACAAUUCCCCGCUCAGUAAGUCAUUCAACGUGGGAAGCUCAGCGUCCACCCCUCAGCUACCUCUCGGCGAAUCCAGAUUUUAUAAGUCAACGAAAGGAGUUGAAGGCAUGCAAAACAGUCCAUUGGUACCAAACUCAACUUUUGACCCUACUGUUUUCGCGUCACCUAAUUUUGGUACAAAUUUAACGUUACCCAAUCGUGGCUUGAAUGCUACGGCAACACCGACCAGAUACAAAAUCAGGAGAUCCAGCAGAAGCAAUGUACCUUUGAGUGGCAACGCUCAGAAGAUUCUAGAAAAGCUGGAACAGCCAGUAACGCACACUGAAAUUCAUAGGAUGAGGACUAUGGGGCCUCUGAAAUCUGUGCACGAUUUCAAUCCAAUCAGUAAAGUCGCCGAUGUAAAUCAAAGCGAGGGAAGUCAAGAAAGCGAUGUACCCAAAACUUCAUUGCCAUCAUUCUCUUUCUUGAGCUCAAGACGAGUAAUGCCGCCUCUCAAAGCCAAAAUCACUCCCCCUAAACUCAAAGAAAGCCCACAGGAAAAAGGUGCCACCAACCCCUUUGCUAAGAAAUUAUCUGAAGCUGACUCAAAUGAGAAGCAAAAUCAUACAACCAAAGCCGAGAAAUCAGAGUUUAGUUUUGCUCCGCCAACCCCCAAGAAGUAUGAUUUUAAUCAGGAUAACAGCAGUAGCAUGGGAACGGCUUCAAACAGUAAAAGCGUGCCAUUCAAACUGGCAGAGACUUCAAAACCAAAGAGUUCAACGACAGUUUCAGAAACAAACGCCGAGGAAGACACUUCCAAAAUCAAAUCUCUGGCUGAAAGACUCAAACCUCCUGCUGGUUCGUGGAAUUGCGAGUUGUGUUUGUCCAGAAAUGAACAGGAUAGAAAUAAAUGUGCGGCGUGUGAAACUCCGAAAAAGAUAGAGAAACCAGUCAAGAUUGAAAAUAAAUCCACGGUUUUCAGUGAUGCUGGUAAGAGUUCGCUAAGUGGACAGUCCAUAUUUCCCAUAACCUCUAAUAAGUUGGCAGAAAAGUUCAAAACUUCAGCUGGAACAUGGUCUUGUGAUACCUGUCUUGUCCAGAACAAAAGCGGGGAUGACCAAUGUGUUGCCUGUCUGUCUAAAAAACCAGUAGAAUUUCAAAAUUCAGCUCCUAUGUUUGGUGUAACGUCGACAAUGCCACUUGCCUCUAACAAGUUAGCAGAAAAAUUCAAAAUGAGUGCCGGCACAUGGUCUUGUGACGUAUGCUUGAUUCAAAAUAAAAGCGAAGACGAUAAAUGUGUUGCUUGUGAAACAUCGAAACCUGGAUCAUCACAAAAAUCCUCCGCUUCAAAUGGUCCUAGUUUCAAAACAAACCCCAACGUUUUUUCAGCAGUCAAAAGCGACUCCAGUAAACCUCAAAUCAAGUUCGGAGUUAUCAAUAGCACGGAUCACUCAGCUGCGUUUGGAGGUGGAAGCAGUUUAUUCAAACCAUGUUCCAAUCCAAUUAGUUCUGAAACUUCUGGGUUCAAAUUUGGUGUAUCGUCCACGAAUAGCAGUAUUGCUUCGAGCUUUGUGUCAAACUCAAGUAUUUUUUCGAUGCCCAAAACUAAUACCGUUGAACCAAAAAUAUGGUCUGAUAAGCCAGAUCAACCUUUUGUAUUUGGUAGUUCAAAUGCCAUCGCCGCUAAAUUUGAUACGAAUUUCGCAGCUCCUAAAACUACUUCGCUUAUGUUCGGAGCCAAAUCGACUGCUGAUAAUGCAACAAAGUCUGAUUCAAUUGACGGAAGCCUGAAGAAAAAUGUCACUUUUUCGUUUUCAAUGCCUUCGGCCAAAGGAGACAUAAAAAUGUUCAGUGCAAACAAUAAUGAUUUAGUAGCUGCACCUAAGAUGAGUAACGGAGAUGCAUCAAAGACCCCCGCUUUUGCAACUCCCCUCUUCAGUUUUUCGAAUCCGCCAGCUCUCGGAAGUGGGUUCAAAACUGACUCUUCAGCCCCAAAAGAACCGGUUCCCAUGUUUAUGUUCAAUGCUCCAAGCAAACGAGCUUAACAUUCAUCUUUCACGUCAGUUCUCAAGUUUCACAAGAGAGAAAUUAACUCUAAACUGUUCGAAUUUAUUUAAUGUGAUGAUAUAAUGAUAACGAAGAGUUUCAAGUUUUCUAGCCUUAUGCAAGGCUUACAGGGCCAAUUUUGGUCCAGGUUUUUCUCUAUUUUUGACUUCGAAAUUAGCUUUACUACUCGGGAAAGUACUAGAGUUUUGUCGUUAACAUAUUUAUGAUUCAGUUAACUCCUUGUCUAAUGUGAAAUUUGAAAUUCUUGACAGUUGUUUUGAAUUUUCUGGGCUCUUUUCCUUUUACAUUCUGCUUUGCGUAUUUUCCAGUUUAAUAUAAAUAUGAAAUUAUACUACAUCUAAAUGCGUAGGUUGUCGAUGAAAGAUAAAAAUAACAAAUGUGUUCGAAGUUUGUUCACCAUGCCAGUUUUCUUCGAGAAAAGUGUUAUUACGGUUUUCAGAAUCGAAAAUUAAAUAUGAGCGGGAAAUUGGAAAAGAGCCAUUUCUGGAUUGAUGCUGAAUUUGCUGACUAAUUUAAAACUUAUUGCUGGAAGAUGUUGGUAAUAUGUCUGAGCAAUUUCAUUUGAAAAAAGUGUUGGUUUGUAAUUGCGAUUGAUAAUUCAAACUUGAAACAA
Messenger RNA from Symsagittifera roscoffensis, 3397 nucleotides. RefSeq names its product nuclear pore complex protein Nup153-like. Lineage: Eukaryota; Metazoa; Xenacoelomorpha; Acoela; Convolutidae. The coding region runs from base 33 to 2762 and encodes 909 amino acids. The transcript is spliced from 3 exons. Gene Ontology annotation, cellular component: nuclear pore. The record is from RefSeq and is a predicted model, not a curated record. Gene Ontology annotation, molecular function: structural constituent of nuclear pore. Gene Ontology annotation, biological process: protein import into nucleus; RNA export from nucleus.